UCUGCGCACUUCACCUCACUGGCGGAUACUCUACGCAGCCACACAUUCAUCGCCACCAUCGAUGCGCGGUCUUGUUGAUGGACAAAGAUGUAGCGACAGACCAUGCGCUCGGAGCGCUUACGGCACGCCCGGGCGGGAGAGAGGAUGUCAUGCAACAACUGUCGGCAGUGGGUAGUGGUGCAGGCGGAGCCGGCGUCUUCUCCCAACUCUUCUCAAAUCCUUUCUUCACCGCCGGCUUUGGCCUGGCGGCAUUGGGUGCUGCAGCACGCUAUGGCUCCCUCGGGGUGAGGAGAGGCUCCGAGCUCCUGCGUCGCCGCAUGCUGGUCGAUCUGGAGAUCACCAAGCACGACGACUCUUACCACUGGAUCCUCAACUGGAUGACUGCACAGUACCAGCGCCAACUUCUCCCUGUUGGCAAGCGAAGGGACUUGGGGACUGUGCAGUAUCUCCUCCGCCGCCUUACACCUGGUCUCCGUCAUUUACAGAUCAACACCGCCAAGACCAAGACGCCCAGCGGGUCCGAGCAAACUGCAUUCUCCCUCGUCCCCGGACAUGGGAGGCACAUUCUGCGUUAUGGCAACGCGUUCCUCUUGGUCAACCGCGAGCGCGUCGGGAAAAGCUUCGAUGUCAACGGUCAGCCCUUCGAGACGAUUUCCCUCACCACUCUGUACUACUACCGACACAUCUUCGAGGACAUCUUCCGCGAGGCCCACGAGAUGGCGCUGCAAGGGACAGAAGGCAAGACGGUCAUCUACACUACCCGUAACAUGUCCUGGGAGCAAUCUGGUCCUCCUAAACGACGGAGGCCUUUUGACUCUGUGGUACUCGAAGAGGGCAUGUCGGAGAAAAUCCUCGCAGACGUCCAAGAGUUUCUCCACGCACGCACGUGGUAUCUCGACCGUGGCAUUCCUUAUCGACGAGGUUACCUCCUUCAUGGACCACCCGGAACAGGCAAGACGUCGUUCGUGCAAGCACUAGCCGGCAAAUUAGACUUCAACAUUGCUAUGUUGAGCCUGAGCCAGCGUGGGCUAACCGACGAUCUCCUCAAUCACCUCCUGCUGAACGUUCCCCCGAAGACAGUUGUGCUCCUCGAGGAUGCCGAUGCAGCAUUCAGCAACCGCAAACAGCGCGACUCCGAAGGCUACAGCGGAGCCAACGUCACGUAUUCUGGAUUGUUAAACGCCCUGGACGGCGUAGCGAGCGCAGAAGAGCGGGUGAUUUUCAUGACGACUAACCACAUCGACCGGCUGGAUGAUGCGUUAAUACGACCCGGGAGAAUAGACAUGACUGUUUACCUGGGGAACGCAACCGAGGGACAGAUGGCUCAACUGUGGGAUCGCUUCUAUGCCCAGCACGAUGUGGAUGGCCGUGGCAAGCAACGCUUCCUUGCCAAUGCGCAAGCUGCAGAUCUCAUCGGGAAUGUUAGCACUGCCGCACUGCAGGGCUUGUUUCUGUACAACAAAGAUGACGUUGAAGGAGCGAUUCGCCUGGUCAGUCAGCUGGGCAAGAGCCCGCAGUCGACCUCCUAUCAACGCGCGGCUACAAGUCAAUAGCUUCGACAUUGGAGCGGCGUGCAAUAUCCAUUUUUAUCUAGCAAGCUUGUAAAUCUA
This is a messenger RNA of Neohortaea acidophila, 1610 nucleotides long. RefSeq names its product BCS1 N terminal-domain-containing protein. Gene Ontology annotation, cellular component: mitochondrial inner membrane. Lineage: Eukaryota; Fungi; Ascomycota; Dothideomycetes; Mycosphaerellales; Teratosphaeriaceae. Gene Ontology annotation, biological process: protein insertion into mitochondrial inner membrane from matrix; mitochondrial respiratory chain complex III assembly. The coding region runs from base 78 to 1553 and encodes 491 amino acids. The transcript has a single exon. The record is from RefSeq and is a predicted model, not a curated record. Gene Ontology annotation, molecular function: ATP hydrolysis activity; ATP binding.